This is a messenger RNA of Trematosphaeria pertusa, 969 nucleotides long. RefSeq names its product superoxide dismutase mitochondrial precursor. Bases 217 to 969 code for a protein of 250 amino acids. Gene Ontology annotation, molecular function: metal ion binding; superoxide dismutase activity. NCBI's taxonomy places the organism in Eukaryota, Fungi, Ascomycota, Dothideomycetes, Pleosporales, Trematosphaeriaceae. The record is from RefSeq and is a predicted model, not a curated record. Gene Ontology annotation, biological process: superoxide metabolic process. Gene Ontology annotation, cellular component: mitochondrion. The transcript has 3 exons.
UAUUCCAUCCGCCCUCCGUGUAUCCAUCUGUCUCUUGCGUUCUCCUUCGUCCAUCGACUGCUUCUUUCCACGUGCUUUUGUGAACCGAGCGGGAUCGCGCCAGAUUGAGGCAGUUUCCUAACCACUUCGAGACACAGGCGUAAGGAGCACCCUGUUGUCUCGUCCUCUCCACACAAAGCAGCCCCAAGCGUAUCGAUUGCGUACCUAGGUAGCAAGAUGAGGGGCUCUUCAGGUGUCGCCGCCACUUUCUGGUCUUUUCUCUCCAUCUCCUCCAGCGUCCUUGCUUUGGAACAACAGCCUUUCCAAUUCGAAGCCAUGUCUGUUCCUACGUACACACUGCCGCCGCUUCCAUAUGCAUACGAUGCAUUGGAACCCCACAUCUCAGCGCAAAUCAUGGAGCUGCAUCACGGCAAGCACCACCAGACAUACAUCACAAAUCUGAAUGCAGCGUUGAAGUCUCAAGCGGAGGCUGUUCACGCUGCCGACAUCACUACCCAGGUCGCGCUUCAGCAGGGAAUCAAGUUCAACGCAGGCGGGCACAUCAACCACUCCCUCUUCUGGCAGAACCUCGCCCCGGCUAGCUCUGUAGACGCGAAGAGCUCUGCCGCCCCGAAGCUACUCAAGCAGAUCCAGGCGACAUGGGGCGAUGAGGCGAAGUUCAAGGAGGCCUUCAAUGCCGCGCUGUUGGGUAUUCAGGGUAGCGGCUGGGGCUGGCUCAUCAAGGUCGAGACGGGCAAGGAGCAGAGACUGGCGAUCGUAACCACGAAGGAUCAGGAUCCUGUAGUUGGAAAGGGCGAGGUGCCGAUCUUUGGAGUCGAUAUGUGGGAGCAUGCAUACUAUCUCCAGUACUUGAACGGCAAGGCUGCGUACGUACAGAACAUUUGGAAUGUUAUCAACUGGAAGACGGCGGAGGAGCGCUUCCUUGGGACCCGGGCUGAUGCGUUCAAGGUGUUGAAGGCCUCGAUUUAG